This is a messenger RNA of Drosophila albomicans, 2407 nucleotides long. RefSeq names its product probable cytochrome P450 313b1 (gene Cyp313b1). Gene Ontology annotation, molecular function: oxidoreductase activity, acting on paired donors, with incorporation or reduction of molecular oxygen; monooxygenase activity; iron ion binding. Bases 326 to 1933 code for a protein of 535 amino acids. The record is from RefSeq and is a predicted model, not a curated record. The transcript is spliced from 6 exons. NCBI's taxonomy places the organism in Eukaryota, Metazoa, Arthropoda, Insecta, Diptera, Drosophilidae.
CCGAGCUACAACUGCCCCAAUGUUUUUAACUUGGCCCGGUUACUAAUAUACCUAUUGCAUAUCAUAGGCUAUCAUAAUUUGCUAGGCCUCGCGACUUGCAUUCGAAUGAAUUCAUUAGCGUGGUGAAACGUGGCAGACAUGAAAAGUGACCCAUUUUGGCUACAAAUGCGUAAUCACAAUUACAUACAGUAUACAAUAUUCAAUGGGCAAGCGUUAGACCUGCUUUUCGAUUCGGGCUUCAGUACUACGUCGAACGCCAUCGCGCACUUAACUCAAUUACAUAUAGUUUUCGAUUCCGAUUUCGAUUCCGCUUUGGAUCAACGACAUGCUGGUCGGGAUUAUACUAGCCAGCUGGCUGAUAAUAAUAUGGAUAUAUUUUCUAUGGAGUCGCAGGCGAUAUUAUAAGAUUGCUUGGCAACUAAGAGGACCGAUUGGUCUGCCCUUCAUUGGCUUAGGAUUGCAAAUGAUGAAUCCGCAGACAUUCUUAAAUUAUAUGGCUGGUCUCUCCCACAAGUAUAAAGCUCCAUUCAUCUCCUGGAUGGGCACCAAAUGUUUUCUUUACGUCAACGAUCCGCAGACUGUGGAACAGAUCUUUAAUUCAUCGCAUUGUACAAACAAAGGCGACUUCUAUCGCUUUAUGAGUUCAGCCAUUGGCGAUGGUCUCUUUACAUCCAGCUCUCCUCGUUGGCAGAAGCAUCGUCGCCUUAUUAAUCCGGCGUUUAGUCGUCAGAUACUUUGCAAUUUUUUACCCAUUUUCAAUGCUGAGUCUGAGGUGUUGUUGGACAAGUUACAGAUGGAAGGUGUGCAGAACGGCAAAAGCCUCGAGAUCUAUCAAAUUCUGAAGAAAAUCGUUCUAGAGGCCGCCUGUCAAACAACAAUGGGCAAGAAAAUGAAUUUUCAGCAUGAUGGUUCCAUGGCCAUUUUUGAGGCAUACAAUGGCGUAACCGAAGUGUGUGUGAAGCGAAUGUUAUCCCCUUGGCUUUACCCGGAGUUCAUCUAUCGCUGGUCGCGACUCUUUGACCGUCAGCAGAAAGUCGUUGGUGUCCUGAUUGGAUUUGUUGAGCAGGUAUAUCGGAUUAGCUUACUCUCUACAGUUCUUGCUUUUAUUCACAUAAAUUGGCAGCUGUUACAGCCUGCCGUCUCCGUUGUGGGCGUCGACGACUGGGACGCGAACAUGCCUCUGGAACAGCAUCACUAUCAGAAGCAACACGAACAGCAGCAGCAACAUCAGUUGGGCACGAAGUCAAAGUCAAUAUUCAUUGAACAAGUGCGAGACCAUGUGGAACGUGGACAGCAAAUGAGCUGGCAGGAUGUUCGUGAUGAGGCCAACGUAAUUAUUGCAGCGACUUUUGAGACAACAUCAACAGCCUUGUACUUUACCAUUUUAUGCCUGGCUAUGCAUCCAGAUUAUCAAGACAAAGUCCAUGACGAGCUUCGAGCCGAGCUGCCUCAGUCUGGUGAUAUUACAAUGGAUCAGCUGGAGCGUCUUACCUAUACUGAGAUGGCCAUUAACGAGUCGAUGCGUCUAUUUGCGCCUGUUCCGAUGGUCUUACGACGAGCUGGACAGGAUUUGCAGUUGCGUCGGGAGGAUGGCAAUUAUGUGAUACCAAUGGGAACACAGAUUGGCAUCGAUAUCUACAACAUGCAACGAGAUGUACGAGUAUGGGGUCCAUUGGCCGAGACGUAUAAUCCAGAGGCGCACUUUGGCUGCAAUUCAGCUACGCGACAUGCAUUUGCCUUUGUGCCUUUCACCAAAGGUCUGCGCAUGUGCAUAGGCUAUCGUUAUGCCCUAAUGCUAAUGAAGUUGCUGCUGGCCAAGAUCUUUCGCAGCUAUCGCAUCAGCACGGAUGCAAGGUUGGAGCAUUUGCUUGUCAAGGGGAACAUAUCGUUGAAGCUCAAGGAAUACCCUCUGUGCCGGGUGGGGCGGAGGUAAUCAAUUUUGACCUUAGCAACACUUGACCGAAGCCAGACUCACCUGAGUGGUACUUCAUCAAAUUGCUUCGGCUUGUUGCAAUUUUCUAAUUAAAAAUGUAAUUUUUCUGCCCUUUUUCUCUGUCGUUAAUUGAAUUUGUCGAAACUUGGACAAUAAUUCACUUUCGUUGAGAGCUUCGUUAGCACCCGCCAUCGCUCCUGCUGACGAAAAUGAAUCCCUAGUUUGCUCUAAUGGCCAGUUAUGAUAGCUCGACACUCUGCGUAUACGUAAUGUAACGCAAUUGACUUAAUUGCAUUGCAACACCGCCUAGCUAUACCAUGGAAGUGUGUACGUUUUCACAUUGAAAAGUAAUCAAGAAAUUGUGUAUAUAUUCUAAACUUUGUUUGCCUUUCACAAUUUAAAACAACAACACAACAGAAACGUAUACUCGUACGUAUACAUAAUACAUAAUAAUUAGCACUCGCUUUAAUAGCU